Kockovaella imperatae is the source of this 1191-nucleotide messenger RNA. RefSeq lists its product as hypothetical. The record is from RefSeq and is a predicted model, not a curated record. NCBI's taxonomy places the organism in Eukaryota, Fungi, Basidiomycota, Tremellomycetes, Tremellales, Cuniculitremaceae. The transcript has 3 exons. The coding region runs from base 1 to 1191 and encodes 396 amino acids.
AUGAGCCUGCCAACCAGCGCUAUCAUGCCAGUAUCCAUCUAUACCUGCCUAUGCGCUGCGUACUGCAUCUUCGCUCCCUUCUUCAGCACAACACGCAAGAGAGCAUACAUUUUGUCAGUGAUAUCCUCGAGCAUAAUGAGCUCCGUCUCAUUGCCCUAUGUCUACCUCUAUCUCCGAUAUGGUCUUCAUGGAGCAUACAAAAUGUCACAGAAUGGCUGGCUGGAGGAGCUCGGUAGAUUUGCAACUGCAUUCUUUGGCACUUAUCUCUUCGCGGAUUUAACACUCGGCUACCUAAUGUACAAGUCUGAGAUUGGUUUAUUGACUGGAUGGGUUCAUCAUACAGUGUAUAUCGGCCUUAUGAUAUACCUGAACAUGGUCUCAGAGUCUCCCGUAUUUCUCAUCGCGGGAAUAAUGGAGGUACCUACACUAGAUCUCGGCCUCUCAAAUCUGUUUCCCCAGGUUCGGAACGACGUGAGGUUCCUGUCAUCUUUCUUCAUCAUCCGGAUAGUGUUCAAUCUUUACUUUGCCCUGGACUGCGCUCGGCCAUCAUCCCGAGUAAUCUUCGACAAUGCCUGGAUGCCGACCGUCAUGCUGUCUCUUGCUCUUUGCCUACAUGUCAUGUGGUUCAAGGGAGGAAUUGUCGGUUACUUGAAACGACAAUCAAAAACCAGCAAAUCGGGAUCGACUUCAGCCGUGUCGGAAAUCAUGGAGAAUCCUGGCCUUUCGAUCCCGGCUACAGACUCGUGUCCCGAGUCACCAGAAGAUUCACCACUCAUCACUCCGCAUACUAUUCCUCUUACUCCGAGUGCCAGUGCUACAAGCCAAAAGGACAACUCGUUCUUCCCCAACCUAUCUUCACUACCGAAUCUCGCCAACAUCCCACAUCUUGGGCAAUUGCCCACAGUGUCCAUUCCCAACUUGCCGACGCUGGCUGAGCUCACUACAGCGCUCAACAACCACCGCGAGCAUAUGAAUUUUGGCUUCAAGGAUGCAGUCAAGAGUAGAAUAGGCGAGCAGAGGGAACGAUUCGCAGGUUUGACUGCCAAUCGCGGUAUCAACCUCAAUCUGGGAGGAGCCCUGGGAAAUAUGGGCCUGCGAGGCCGACCAGGGUCCAAGGGCAUAUCACAGAGGGAAUAUGAGGCUGGUCAGGGGAUUGAAGUGGUUGGGGUCGACGAUCUUCUGGGUCAUUGA